Molecule: messenger RNA, 1767 nt
Organism: Xyrauchen texanus (razorback sucker)
Lineage: Eukaryota; Metazoa; Chordata; Actinopteri; Cypriniformes; Catostomidae
Product: ubiA prenyltransferase domain-containing protein 1-like
Exons: 3
Coding region: 168-1208 (346 amino acids)
Biological process (GO): menaquinone biosynthetic process; vitamin K biosynthetic process
Cellular component (GO): Golgi membrane; endoplasmic reticulum
Molecular function (GO): prenyltransferase activity
Source: RefSeq, a predicted model, not a curated record
UGCUGUUGCGCUGUGACGUGAAUGCGAAGCGCUGGACGGAAAUGACGGAAGAUAAUGUCGGGGAACAAUCCUCUGAGGUGUCGCUGGGGCUCCUUCUGAAGAUCACGAUGUGUCACUGCCGGUGUGUCGUCCUGAUCUUUCUGAAUUGUGGGUAGAUUGGGGUGACGAUGGCAUCUGACCUGAUGCAGACGAGCGGAGAGACCUUCGUGCUUUCAGGUUCAAAUGUGCUGAAUGGAGGGAAGUCGGCCGGAGCUGCAGCCGUGUGGAGAAAUCAUACCAGCUGGCUGUCCCGAGUGGCCAGGAUGGCUUCGGAAGUGCAGGACAAAUGUGCGGCGUAUGUGUUUGCCUUGAGGCCAUGGAGUUUUAGUGCCUCGCUCACACCUGUGGCUCUGGGCAGCGCUCUGGCGUACAAACUGGAGGGCUCCGUGGACCUCCUUGUCCUGCUGGUCUGUGCUGUGGCCGUUCUGGUGGUCCAUGGGGCGGGAAACCUGGUGAACACCUACUACGAUUUCUCGAAGGGAAUCGACCAUAAGAAGAGUGAUGACAGGACUUUAGUUGAUCAGAUCUUGAAGCCACAAGACGUGGUGAUGUUCGGGGCGGUGUUGUACUCGGCCGGAUGUCUGUGUGCCACUCUGUUGUACUUCCUCUCCACACUGAAAUUGGAGCAUUUAGCUCUGAUUUAUUUUGGAGGACUGUCCAGUUCAUUUUUGUAUACUGGAGGUAUAGGACUGAAGUAUGUUGCCCUGGGCGACGUGGUCAUCCUCAUCACCUUCGGUCCUCUGGCCGUCAUGUUUGCUCACUCCGUGCAGGUGGGCUACUUGUCCGUUUUGCCGCUGGUCUAUGCCAUACCGCUGGCGCUCAAUACUGAAGCCAUCCUGCACAGCAACAACACCCGAGACUUGGACUCGGACAAGCAGGCGGGCAUCGUCACCCUGGCUAUACUGGUGGGGCCCACGCUGUCUUACGUCAUCUUCAAUCUGCUGCUUUUUGUACCGUAUCUGCUUUUCUGUAUCUUAGCCACACACUAUACAAUUAGCAUGGCUCUUCCGCUGUUAACGCUGCCCAUGGCCUUCCCUCUGGAGAGGCAGUUCCGCCGGCAGUGUUACGCCAAGAUCCCUCAGUCCACCGCAAAGCUCAAUUUGCUCAUGGGACUCUUUUACGUUUUUGGGAUUAUAUUGGCGCCACAGGGGAGCUUGCCGUUAUUGUGAGAACUUUUUCAGUUCUUUUAAAACAUUUGUCCUGUUUGUUUCAAUCUGUUUGUUUAGAUUGUUCAAAACAUUUUUUGUAUUUUAGAAAUCUUGAUCUAAAGUUUUGAGACUUGAAUUUAUUGUUGUUUUAUUUAUGUUUCAGAGUGAGCAAGAUCAUCAGUAUUGUGAAAGACAAACACAAUGAUAUCUGUGCUUUCACAACUAAUUUACUAGUGAUAAACAGUUUCAGAGAUAUUCAGGACAUUUCUCAUUAUUUCCUGUUUUAUGUUUUUAAACAUGAACAUGUUUUUUAAUGAUUGGUUUGUAAUUUUACAAAAUCACCAAGAAGAGCGUAUUUCAUGUCAAGUACCAAACCUUGAGUUCUGUGUAAGUCUAUGUGGACAUUAAUACAUUUCUUUGGAAAACACAUUCAUUCCUCUACAUUAAUGCCUCUAAUGCACACUAGAAUGAGGUUUUCCUCCACAGAAAGCAGAGAAUUUCAAAAAUGCUUUCCAUAUUCAGAGUUUAAAAAUGAUUGCUUUAGGAAACUGAAAACAGAGGUGUCAGACUUUAACGGAUU